Penicilliopsis zonata CBS 506.65 is the source of this 1254-nucleotide messenger RNA. RefSeq lists its product as hypothetical. Gene Ontology annotation, cellular component: membrane. The transcript has 3 exons. The coding region runs from base 1 to 1254 and encodes 417 amino acids. NCBI's taxonomy places the organism in Eukaryota, Fungi, Ascomycota, Eurotiomycetes, Eurotiales, Aspergillaceae. The record is from RefSeq and is a predicted model, not a curated record.
AUGAGUACCUCUGACAUCUCGGGGGAAGAGAGUCUGUCGGGUGCUAUAGGAGAUGAAGCCAAGCCAGCCAACAUGAACAGACAAUUCCUCAAACGGCUGGGGAUAUCUGUGGCGAUUAUUGCUGUUGUAUUCUGGGGCAAUGUGAGCUGGUUACUGGGCAGUUACUUCCAUGGCUCAGAGUACAUGUACCGCGCCCAGAUGCUUGUUGUGGACUAUGAUGGGUCUCUGGUUGGUCAGGCCCUCCUGGCAGCGGUUGAUGAUGCCAAUGGACCAGUCAACAAUCCAACCUAUGUCGUCGCUUCGGCCAGGGAAUACACCCUGCAGGAGGUGAAGCACGCAGUCUUCAUAGGCCAAUUCUGGGGCGCGAUCUAUGCCUCUGCCGAUGCCACUGCCCAACUCAACGCGACACUGGCAGGGACAAACACCUCUGUAUAUGAUGUGGAUGCAGUGUAUAUGCUUUUUGGAAAUAGUGCCCGCUAUACUGCCUUUUAUCCCUCGGUCGUGCUCGACAACCUGGAAGCGAUUGCCAAUGCCGCCGCUGCAUACUUCCGCCAGACUCUAGCGGGAGUAUAUUGGGAGGAUGUUCUGACCAGAAACAUAUCCCAAGCACAGCUGGGCACAUUUCUGAGGCCACUUGGGUAUACAUAUGUCGAUACCAGCUAUGGAUCAUUUACCUUUGGCGACCGCACCACCUUCAACACCUUGAUGAUUGUGGUGGUAGUUCUUGCACAAUUCUUCUUUCUUCUUGCUCUGAACAACCUCUCCAAGGCAUGUGGCCGCUUCGCAGCCGUUUCCACUUGGGACUACUUCAAGUGGCGGCUGCCUCUCUCCCUGGGAUGGGCGUGCUUCAUGGGCAUAUGUCUCACGUCCUGGCAGAUGAUCUUCCGCGAGGGAUACCCCAUUAAUGCUCGGCUAUUUUGGGCUCUCUGGAUCCUGUAUACCGUCUUCUCGACCAUUGUGUUUGACGUGCUUGAUAUCAUCACUGCCUUUGUACCACAGCAGUAUAUCCCCUACUGCAUGUUCACCUGGAUGAUUACAAAUGUGUCGAGUGCUGGCAGUCCAGUUGAGCUAUCGAAUGCCUUCUACCACAUCAGCUACUUCUUCCCCGCGCACUCCAUGUGGCUGGCAGAGCAGCACAUCUGGUCGCAGGGGGGUGCAUAUCCCCUUUCCCUCAGUCUGCCCAUUCUAGCUGCCUGGUUGGUUGUUGUUAAAGUGUGCACCAUCUUCACUGUGAAGCCUCGUCGCGGAUAUUAG